Vespa crabro (European hornet) is the source of this 2626-nucleotide messenger RNA. RefSeq names its product facilitated trehalose transporter Tret1-like. Gene Ontology annotation, cellular component: membrane. Bases 780 to 2405 code for a protein of 541 amino acids. Gene Ontology annotation, molecular function: transmembrane transporter activity. Lineage: Eukaryota; Metazoa; Arthropoda; Insecta; Hymenoptera; Vespidae. The transcript has 6 exons. The record is from RefSeq and is a predicted model, not a curated record. Gene Ontology annotation, biological process: transmembrane transport.
GCUCCAACGAAAAUCAUCUCAGUCGCUGUUUGAGAGCGAAAAAGUGCCGGUUAAGUUCGAUUCAAAACUGCUUCGUAUUUUCUAACACGUGUUUGUCACGCCUGCGAUUCAUCAAUUAUUAAUCAACUAUAUAUAUAUAGCAAUAUCUCUUUUCAUUUUUAUUGUUUCGCGUUCUAUUGCCAUUGAAAAGAAAAGAUAAGAAAGAGAAAAGAAAUAAAAAAUAAAGAAGAAUAAUAAAUAAAAGAAAAAAUAAGUUUGAAUUUAUAGCUUCGGAAUGCUCGGAUGUAUAUAUAUAUGUAUAUGUAUAUGUAUAUGUACAUAUAUCGAAUGUUUAAUUGAUACAUGCAGUCAAUAAAAGAAACUCAAAAGAUCUGAAUAGAUCUCUUUUAUCAUUGUCAUGUCACUUUAUUACAAUCGAUUGUAAUACCUUUCGAUCGUUAGACACAUCAUCACUAAGCAUUAAAGCUUCUUGUACGAUCGAAGAAAUAGUGCAAUAAUAUUUAUUCGCCAGAGAGGUGCAUCGAAAGAAUUUUUUUAUCUUUUUCUUUCCUUUCUUCCUUUCUUUUUUUUAUUUUUUUAAGUUUUCUUUCUUUUUAUAAUUUCGUUGAAUUUCGUGCCGUCACCGUUACAUGUAAAAACAGUGUGAAAUGUGUUUUACUCGCCGUUCAAGAAAUUAUUACUUUCCAUUAUUAUCGCCCCUGUCAUUCCGAAUCAACGGAGAGGAACAUCUUUGAUCGGCUAAGCAAAUAUUUUGCGCUCGACAAGUUUUGGGCGUAACGAUGAUUCAACCGAAGAUCUGGUGGAAGCUUAUUUACUCAGAAGACAAGAAAGGUAUUCUCGCUGGCUUGGCCGCACACUCGGGACAGAUAUCAGUGGGAUUGUCUCAAGGUUUCAGUGCAAUUCUAAUACCGAAGUUGUUGGAAUCAAAGUUUGCUGAUCAAUCAGAAACAUCUUGGAUCGCGUCGCUUGGUGCUGUCUCGAAUCCAGUUGGUGCAUUAGUUGCGGGUUUCUGUUCCGAAUGUUUUGGAAGGAGAUCGGCUAUAGCAUUGGCAACUUUACCGCAUGCAACAGGAUGGCUUUUAAUAGCGUUCGCCAAAAAUGUCCCGAUGUUGUACGUUGGAAGAUUCAUCAGUGGAAUCGGUACGGGCAUGGCAAAUGCACUGUAUUUAUAUGUCAGCGAGACAGCAGCUCAACAUCAAAGAGCAUGGUUAGCGAAUUGUGGACCUAUCUUGACCUCGUUAGGAGUGUUAAUGGUGUACACGUUAGGUUCCUUGACAACAUGGCAAAAGUCUGCCGCAAUCAGUAUAGGUCCAGCAAUAUUAUCUCUGGCAUUGUCGAGGAUGUUACGUGAGACACCAGCCUGGCUAACAGCCAGAGGACGAAUGGAAGAAGCAAAGGAAUCUUUGUUGUGGCUUCGUGGUCCAGGUUUAAGCACAGACAACGAAUUUCAAGAACUCUGUAAUGCCAACGCAAAAAGGAUGGAAGAAAGAGAGAGCCUUUUUAAAGCUUUCUACAUGCCGAAUGUUUGGAAACCAUUCAUUAUACUUCUCUUAUUUUUUGCUCUACAACAACUUUCGGGAAUUUAUAUAAUGUUGUUUUACGCUGUAAAUGUUCUCGAAGAUAUUGGUGUUAGCGUAAACGAAUACGCCGCGAGUGUUGGUAUUGGUGUUAUCAGACUAUUUGCAUCGAUAAUCGGUGCAAUUUUAGCUAAUAAUAUUGGUAGAAAAGCAUUAGCUUUUACCAGCGGUUUUGGUAUGGCUAUAUCAGCUAUGAGCAUUGCCUUGGCCUUUAGGUUCCAAUUGCCAUCUUGGGUAUCUUUGAUCUGUAUGGGAUGUCAUGUUGCGUUAUCUAUGAUCGGCUUUCUGACGUUACCUUGGGUUAUGACCUCAGAAUUAUAUCCCCUUAGGUUUAGGGGACUCUUAGGUGGUAUUACUACCAGUAUAGCACAGAUCUUAACCUUCGUUGCUAUUAAGUUAUAUCCCGAGGUAAGUUUAAACGCCGGCAUAGAGAACACAAUGUGGAUUUUCACUACGGCAGGUUUAUUGGGAGCACUCUUUUCCGUUACCCUAUUACCGGAGACCCGAGGUCAAAGCUUGGACGACAUUGAGAACAAGUUUACGAAUAAUACGAAGGCCAUUCCGAAGAUCAAUUCAAAUAUCAAUGGUUCGAGAGGACUUUCGAGUAUUUUCGUUCAUACGCAACCUAAGAAUAUUAUACUUCAAAGAUUUACAUCUAUAUCAGAGGAAAAGGAUUCUAAUCAUACUGGUAAUCGUUACACUUACGAUAACUUUUGUUUCGACAUGGAUUAUGAUAACGUUGCUAGAGAAUCUAAAGACGACGAAAGUGAGAAAAAGGAUCAUCAUGUGACGACUAACGCCAUUGCAUUGGAUCACGUUUAUAUUUGAAUAAUCAUCAAUUAAAAAAAAACCAAAUAUAAUUACGGAUACAAGCUUGGAAUGAAAGAAGCUCAUUAAUGUAAAGAUUACUACUGCCAAGAAUAGAAAUUUUCUAAAAUAUUUUGUAUAUAAGAGAUAUAUGUGUAAGUACAGUGAACACAUACACGCGCGCAUACGCGCACACAUUGCUGUAAAUAUUUUUACACCUUAAAACGAUAAUGUUUGUAUUA